UAACUGCCACUAAGAGUGUGCGCAUAUAUGUGUGUGUGAGGGGAGUGAGAGAGGGAGGGAGAUGGCGAGAGAGGCACCGGGAGAGAGGAGUGUAUGUGUCGGGAUCCGUGCGUCCGUGUGUGAACGCUUUCCCCGAGCGGUGUAGAGGGGGAGAGGAACGGAGGGCGAGAAAGAAGGAAAGAAACUGGGAUUUGCUUCUCAUUUAUAAAUUGGACUUUAAGUGAAGAGCCAUGUUCUGUAUAAAAGCUGUGUCCAACCUGGAUGAGGAGAGCAAGUGGACGGUGCAUUACACAGCUCCGUGGCACCAGCAGGAGAACGUCUUCCUGCCUGGCAGCCGCCCCCCCGCCGUAGAAGACCUCCACCGCCAGGCCAAAGUCAACCUGAAGAGCGCCCUGCGAGAAUGCGACAAGUUGAGGAAAGAUGGAUUCAGGAGCUCUCAGUACUACUCUCAGGGUCCCACCUUCUCUGACCCCUUACAGUCCAACAGCAGCCUGCAGGAUGAAGAGGAGGAUGAUAAGAAGUCCACAGCAUCAUCAGCGGAGGACGACAAAUCUCAGCUGUCCAUGAGGCCCCAAACCCCCCAGGAAGGCGUUGAGGGAGAGGAGGGGUACAAGGUUGACGGAAAGAUUGUAUGGAACAAGGGCGCACCCCUCCCCACCCCGGAGCAGAAGAUGAGGCUGGCGGCUCAGGCCGUAGCCACAGACAUCGUUGCUAUCAACGUCACAGGGGCCGUGUUUGACCGGCAGGCCACCGUCCGGCGCUCCCUCAUUAACUCGGACACCGUGUCCCGCCGGCCCAAGAAGGUCAAACGCAGAAAGACUAUAUCAGGGCUGCCUGACAACUUCAACCAUGAGCUAGCAAAAGGAGAUCUCCGACCGCAUUCCAUGUUCAUCCCGGGACAGUACUCCACCUUGGGCAGAGUUGGGAGCGUCAACUCGAUGCUCCGACAUUCGGUCACCAGAGACUCCGGCUGCCAGACAGAAGACGUGAAGGUUGUGCCCCCGUCCAUGAGGAGGAUCCGGGCUCAGAGAGGACAGGGGAUCGCGGCUCAAAUGGCCGGCAUUUCUGCUUCCUCCUCAACAGGAAGUAUAUCCAUCUCGAGCAGUGACAGCUCGGGGAUCAUGAUGCUGCCGCAGUACAACAGAGAUCUUUCCCGUUUUCACAGUCUGCCUCGACCGGGGGCCAGAGUGUCUCUCAGUGCGGACCCCAUCUAUAGCAGCACCCCCAUCAAGUCAGAGGAGCAAACUACGCCUCAGAGGCAGAUUGGGAGGCUGCAGGUUGACGACACGGUGGUGCACAUGAGAAAUGCCCCAAGGACAGGCACCCUUCCCCGGCCCAAGUCUCAGGAGCUGAGGGGGGUGAAAGCCAGUGAUUGGGGGGGCGGCCCGGCAUGUGUGGUCUCCCCACAUGCUGCCUAUUCCACCUCCCUCCUCCCCAACGCCACCCUGUCCAGCUCCUCUGAGGUCAUUAUGCUCAACACCUCUGGUCCCUCCCCUUCCUCAUCUUACCCCACAGCUCGUCCGCUCAGUCUGGCUUCCUCCACCAACACAAACCCCAUGAGCCCCAGCCCAACCUCUUUUACCCACAGUUCCACCUGCCCAGCCUUGGCCACCUCGACCCCCACUCACCCACUAAGGGAUGGCGGUCUGGUGGUCACAGCACCGGCCAGCGAGUUGGGGCACUCUGACAGUAGUAUACACAGCCGCAGCACCUUGGCUCCCACGCCGCCCUCCGGACUGCCAGAGGAACAGUGGAUCUACGACACGCCAGAAAACAUGGUGCUUCCACACCGCACCUUGACCUCCAGCUGCUCCACUCCCAUAAACCAGCUGUACGGCAGCCUGGACCACUCCUCCAGGACUACUACUGACUCCAGCUCCCUCUAUUCCCAAGACAAUGACGGAUACUACACCUCCAUGCACAUGGACUCAGGCCUGCGCUCUCGCAGCCAUGGCAGUGGGCACGGAGCGGCGCCUGCACGGGCCACCAGGCACAGCAUGUACGAGUGCCGGGAGAUGGCCAAUCAGGAAGACACUGGAAGCUUGUACAGUGAUCGCUCGCUGUCACGGAGCAUCUCACUCCGCAAGUCCAAGAAGCCUCCGCUGCCUCCAGCUCGCACAGACUCUCUCAGACGUAAGACCUCUGUGAAAAAGCCCCUCGGAGGCGUAAGCGCCAUCAGCGGUGCUAAGGAGCCAAACGGAGCCAUGCUCAAUGAGACUCUAAUUGCCAGCUUGCAGCAGAGCCUGCAGAUGGGGCUGAGAGGAGGGAAGGGGAUAGGGGCUUCGCCUUCCUCGCCCUCUCACAGCCCAUGCAGCGACUACGAUGACCCUUGGGUGCUGCGGCCACGCAGUCAGAGUAGCACCAGUGCAUGUAGCUCUGCAGCGUCGCUUGUAGCUAAUGCCAACUGUGGCGGCGUGUCUAGCGUGUAUUCGCUCUGCCAUGUGACGCCUGCUCAAAGCGACACCAGCAGCUUGCGCUCAGACUAUGCUGAUUCCUGGGGCUACUACAUGGACUACCCGCGUAACCAAGGAGACCAGAGGGCACACUCCCCUCAGGCUCAUGGCACAAACAACAUGUUGGCCGAGGCUCACCCCGGAGAGUUAAACAAUGGAGGUGAGAUCCUGAACGGCAGCCAGGCGCCUGGAGCUCCAGGGCAGGAGGGAGGCGUGGCAGCGAAGCCCAAGAUGUCCACCUCCUCCCCGGACCGGGUGCACAGACUGACCUCGCCGUCCAGCGGCUACUCCAGCCAGUCCAACACCCCCACAGCUGGGACCCCCGUCCCCUCGUUCAUCAGGUCCAUGUCUCCCUCGGGGACCCGGCCCAGGCCCAGGGUGCCCGAGAGGAAGUCCUCUCUCCUCUCCUCUGUGUCCAUGUCCUCCUCUUCCACCUCCCUCUCCUCCAACACCUCCGACUCAAUCAAAAGCUUCGGACCUCCUCCCCCACCACCUCCACCCUUGUCACUCCUCUCCUCCUCAGCUCCCACCACCCCUCUGAGCCCAACUCCAUCCUUUCCUCCCCCUCUACCGCCAAGCUCCAUCGCAGGCCCCCCUCCUCCUCCAGCUCCCCCGUUACCAACCACUCCCCAGGGUCAAACACAGAGCCCACCCCCUGCUUCCUCCACCUCCCCUGAUUUCCCCCCUCCUCCAUCCCCUGAUACACUAUUCCCCUCCAGUUCAUCCUUCAAUGGGAGCUUCAGUCCUCCCCCUCCACCUCCCCCGCCUAUCCCCUCUAUGGGGCCCCCUCCACCUCCUCCAUUGCCUGCUUUUGUUCCACCUUUCUCCUCCCCAGCCUUUCCUAAAGCAGCUCUCUCCACCAGCCCUACGAAGUCACCUAAUCCCCUGGUCACCCCGUUUGCGCUGCAGAGCGUUCAGCUCCGCUCUGUCAGGCGGCCAGAGAAGGAGAUGAACGGCACGUCAGGCCACAGCAAAGCUCCGGGAACAGGGCUGGACCUCCUUCAGGGUCUCAAGCCCCUACAGAAGUCUCACUCCCUGGAGCAUCCCACUAUGCUGUCAAACGGCUCCCUAGAAGAAGAAGAUUCUCGUAACUCCUCACCAUCCCCUGUCUCAAAGCUCUUAGAACACUUCCCUUUUGACUUCAGUAUCACAGAAGACACGACAGAUAGUGCUGUCCUAAAUGGACAAUCUGAGGAUCAGAGUUACUUUGUCUUACACAGAAGAGAAAAAGCAGAAGAGCAGAAUGUAUUGCCAAGCCCCCCACAGAGCUCUGACAGCUCCCCUGUCAAACAGAAGCCCCCAGUCGUCUCCAAGAAACCCAAAAUGUCUUUACUCCACCAAUUUAGCCCCCAACCAAUCAUUGAACAGAUUCCAUCUCAGCAUGAGGGCACAACCAGCCCGUUACAGACAGAAGACCAAGUGGAUGCGCUGCAAAGAGAAAUGAAAGAAGAUAACAAAAGUGAGCAACAGGAAGAAGAGGAAACUUCAGAGACCUCCGAGGUUCAAGCUAAGAGCCGUGACACACCUGCUGCUGCUGCUGCUGCCGGCCAAUCAAGUCCUGACCAUGCGGUGUAUACCAAUGGAGAGGCUCGCGAUGAGGAAGAGGAAGAGGAGGAGGGAGAUGGAACAAGUAGCACGACUGGGUCCGUCAGCUCCAAGGAGGACGACACAGGUGAGGUGUUCUUCUCCAGCACGGCUGAAUCGUCUCCGGUCCCGUCAGCCAACGGGGCCUCUGAGGAGAAAAUGGUGACCCCGACUCCCACCCGGCCCCGGACCACAGAGGACCUUUUUGCCGCCAUUCACAGGUCGAAGCGGAAAGUCCUGGGACGCAAGGAGACGGAGGAGGACAAGUCCCGGGCUGGGAGCCAACCCCAGUCUCCACCGGCCACCCCAACUGGGGGCUCCCCGGUGAUGGGGUCCCCGGGCAUGGUGUCCCCGGGCAUGGCGUCCCCGGGCAUGGCGUCCCCGGUCAUGGCGUCCCCGGUCAUGGCAUCUCCGGGCAUGCCGUCCCCGGGCAUGGCGUCCCCGGUCAUGGCGUCCCCGGCCAUGAUGUCCCCGGGCUCGACGUCCUCCUUGCCCCGCCAGACAGGCUCCAUCCAGCGCAACCUCCGCAAGUCCUCCACCAGCAGCGACACCUUCAAGGCCCUCCUCCUGAAGAAGGGCAGCCGCUCAGAGACCAGCUUCAGGAUGUCGGCCACCGAGAUGCUUCGCUCCACCGGCCCUCGCACCCAGCGAAUAUACUCCGAGUCAGCGUUGGACUCUCCUGCUGCUUCUCCCUCCUCACUGGGGUCCCCAAACAGCCCCUGCAGCUCCCCAGGCCGCGGGAAGAGGGCAACAGAUGAGUGGAGCCGCUACGACGCGUUUUCCCUGUCCUCGCCGACGGCAUCGACCUAUUCAAUGAGCGGGUUCAAGUACGGGCGCUCCCGCACGCCGCCUUCUGCCGCCAGCAGCAAGUACAACGCCCGCAACCGAAUGCUCAGCAGCCCAAUGACAGUCAUCUGUGAGCGGGAGGGGGAGCUGGCUGAGAGCGAGUACGGAGACCCUGCAGAAAGUCUGUCCGGACCCUCGGCGCAGACCCUGGCUGUACUCAAUAACUCCAAUGGCACUUUAUCUGGAGAGAGCAGAAGUUAACGAGCAAGGAGCGCCCCUUAGAUACAGGGAGCUAAACUCUAUCAUCAUAACCAGGUAGCAGGCAGGAAGAGGAGCCAAUAGUUGGCCCUCUGGACAGAACUUCCUGUGCCACUCCCCCUCAAAGCCCGAAGGGGUGGGUGUCAGGUGCUGAUGUGAGGUCAGAGGUCACCCCGUCAUGGACAGAGCUGAACUUUAUCUGAAGUGGACUGGUUGUGCUGCAGCUUUUCAUGGAUUCUCACUCUGUCCUUCGUUUCACAUUUGUGUUGAAAGAAAAGUGUUUCUUCUACACCUGGUGUUUUAAGUAUGUUUUCCAUUUGUUUCGCUGUUUUCUUUUACUGUAUCAUGUCCCUAACACGCAGGACCUCUUACGUUUCUUUGAAGAACAAGGUUGGGGUGGUAAACUAAGAUGAAGUGAAGGAAUUGAAAAGUAACUUUGCUGCUGUGGUGCUACGUAGCUUGGCAAUUGGAAAGAGUGGGAUGUAGACGCUCGACUUGUGAACCUCCUCAGCUUCUGCUUCUCUUCUGUUGGCUCUGGAAAGUGUUUGAAUGCACCCCCUUGUGCAAGUGUUGGCUUCAAACAGCCCAUAACAUUGUGGAAAGAACGAGAGGAAGUGGUACGACAGAGAGCACCACGAUACCUCUUACAGGGGACCUAUCAUGCAAAAUGCACUUUUGUACAUUUUUUAUACAUGUUUAUACAUUAUACAUGUGUCACAAAACCCAACCCUCUCUCUUUUCCUCCAUACCCAAAUCUCUAAAAACGGGGCUGCAAUGGAUCUGAUACAGACUUGAAAAU
Molecule: messenger RNA, 5880 nt
Organism: Notothenia coriiceps (black rockcod)
Lineage: Eukaryota; Metazoa; Chordata; Actinopteri; Perciformes; Nototheniidae
Gene: nhsl1b
Product: NHS-like 1b
Exons: 8
Coding region: 231-5084 (1617 amino acids)
Biological process (GO): cell differentiation
Source: RefSeq, a predicted model, not a curated record